Didymosphaeria variabile is the source of this 1983-nucleotide messenger RNA. RefSeq lists its product as uncharacterized. The record is from RefSeq and is a predicted model, not a curated record. The transcript has a single exon. Lineage: Eukaryota; Fungi; Ascomycota; Dothideomycetes; Pleosporales; Didymosphaeriaceae. The coding region runs from base 1 to 1983 and encodes 660 amino acids.
AUGACCUCCGUCUUCUCGUCGCUGGUGCGGCCUCCCAAACUGCUCAGCAAAGGUCUUGGACAGACUGCUUCAGAUGUACUCGCCACUCUCCCCCUGUCGGCGCCUAAUCCUGAAGCCGUCGACCGCGACCUCCGCGAUCUCAAUGCCGCAUUGCAGACCCUCUCCGAGAUCUUCCCGGACCUUCAGCCCGAGGUCUUCCGCGAAAUGCUCUCUUCGCUAGGCCCUGAAAGCAGGGUGCAGGUAGUCACGGAACAACUGCUUCGCAACGGCGUGAAAUGGGCGCGGGGGCGCUACCGGAUGCCGACCGAGCAGGAGGAACAACGCGCCGUAGCGCACAAGUACAAGUACCGUAAUGUGGAUCCCGAGAAAGAUACGCGCGGCAAUCCACUGGCAAGAGAAGACAAGUUCCGGUCGAAGGGAUACAAGGAGGCAGCGAAGGAGGCGCUCUACGGCGAGUUUAAAGGAUUAAGCCACGCGACAGUCAAAGCGGUGCUCGCCGAGUACAACUGGAGUUACACGCAGGCGCGACCGACGCUCUUGGUUCUGUCGAGCCAGAGCUGGCGUUCAAGCAUCACAAACUUCUUCAUGCGGAGGAAGGCCCCGAGUGCGGAUGAUCAUCCGCUCAUCAUGUGGCUCGCUCCGGAUGCCAAAACAGGACGUGGGCGGAAGCCGCUGCUGGUCAAGACUAAAAGUCUAGAGCUGGACCAAGAGCUGUAUGAGAGUUUGAUAAGGCCGGAGUUGGAAAAGCAGCGGAAAGACCAGGUGCAGCAGGACCUCGAGUUGGCGCUGAAGUGGAAUGAGGAAGAAGCCGAGGCAGAAGGGGAGAUGUACGACUGCGAAUGCUGCUUCAUCCCGAACACGUUGCAGCAAAUGUCCACAUGCGAUGUCGAUGGGCACUACAUCUGCUUCAGGUGCAUACGGCAUGCAAUCAACGCUGCGCUGUACGAUCAGGGAUGGGCUCGCAACAUCAACACAGAGCUCUGCACGCUCAAAUGCAUAGCUCCCAUGACGGACAGCAUGGACGAUUGCACCGGAUGCGUUCCUCUCGCUUUCGUCAAGCGCGCUCUCUUGGAAGAGCCUGACGGCGAAGACGCGGUACGGAAAUUGAACGAGCGAUUCACAAACGAAGCAAUGCUCAAGUCACAACUUCCCCUCAUCCGCUGCCCUUUUUGCCCCUACGCCGAGAUCGACGACCUUGCACUUCCCUCUGCAAAUCUAGUACGCAGCCUCCGUUUCAGGAGAGAAUCCCUCCUCGCCUCUGUCUCCCUCUUUCAAGUACUCUGCUUCCAAGCCGUCCGCAUCAUCGCAUUCGUCUUCAUCCUAUUCAUUGGCCUUCUCAUCAUCAUCAACACCGCCCUUCCCACGCCCCUCCCCAUCUUUUCCUCCAUUCAAAUGGCGUUGAGACGCAUCCACCUCAAACGCCGCGGUCUCCGCUUCCGCUGCCAGUCCCCGACGUGCGGCCGUUCUUCGUGCUUGAGCUGCUCCGGCCCCUGGCACGACCCGCACACCUGCUACUCCUCCCAACUCACCUCCCUCCGCCUCACCCUCGAACGCGCCACCACCGACGCUGUAAAGCGCACCUGCCCGCAGUGCAGCAUGUCCUUCGUCAAGUCCGAGGGCUGCAACAAGCUCGUCUGCACGUGUGGCUACGCUAUGUGCUAUGUGUGCCGCGAGGGGCUGGCUGGCGUUGGAUACCAACACUUUUGCCAGCAUUUCAGGGCGGUUCCGGGGAGCAAGUGUAUGGAGUGCGACAAGUGCGAUUUGUACCGCGUGGAGGACGAGGCGAUUUCCGUGCAGAAAGCGAAGGAACGGGCUGAGAGGGAGUGGUGGGAAAGGCAGGGUAGCGGGGCGCAGGUUGGACUGAAGGAACGGGCGGGGAGGCAGAGGGUUGGUGCGAAUGAAACUUCGGGGCGGUGGCGAUGGGUGAGGAGGGAGGACGUUACUGGGUGGAUUGAAAAUUUUGUCGAAAGUGUGGUCGUGUGA